Molecule: messenger RNA, 774 nt
Organism: Alosa sapidissima (American shad)
Lineage: Eukaryota; Metazoa; Chordata; Actinopteri; Clupeiformes; Clupeidae
Product: gap junction beta-3 protein-like
Exons: 1
Coding region: 1-774 (257 amino acids)
Biological process (GO): cell communication
Cellular component (GO): connexin complex
Source: RefSeq, a predicted model, not a curated record
AUGACUUUGAAUCAGCUGAUAUCACAGAUUUUUGGAGCUAACGCGUAUUCCAACUACUUUGGCCGAGUCUGGCUCUUGUUCUAUCUGUAUCGAGUCGUGGUCUACAUUAUAUCUGCCAAGUACUUGUGGAUUGACCAUUUUGUGUGCAACACACGCCAGCCGGGCUGCACCAAAGUCUGCUAUGAGCACUUCUUCCCCAUCUCCCCCAGCCUGUUAUGGGCCCUGCAGCUGGUCGCCAUCACUUGCACUUCUUUGCUGGUGCGGUGCUGGUACCAGGGGCGCAUACAGAAGAAACGCAGGAAUACAAGCAGCCACAAGGGGGCACACCUACAUGAGAAGAAGAAGCAGAACAGCUUGUGGUGUAUGUACCUGCUCAGCCUGCUACUGAGGGCUGGUUUGGACGUGCGUUACCUUUUUCUCCUCUACCACAUCUACGAUGGCUACGACACACCCAGUAUCAUCAGGUGCUCGGUGAGCCCGUGUCCGAACAUCGUGGACUGCUACCUCUCGCGUCCCACCGCAAAGAAGAUCUCCUUGCUCUUCAUGGUGGUGUCGACGUGUGUCUGCAUCGUCAUGAGCGUCUGUGAGAUGGUCUAUCUGAUCUACCAGAAGAUCCACAGGCAGUACAAGAAGAGUCGCCAGUGGAUGUUUCCGGAGAGACAUGAGCUUGGCGAGCUCGUACUGCCCAGGUCCGACCCGACCGCUUCCAGAGCCCUGUCCAGAGCCUCGUCCAGAACCUCGGUCCAAAACCCCCACAGUCCACAGUUAUAUUAG